UUCGAACCGGAUGCGGGUCGCACCGCGGCGUUAAGACUCCGACACGAACUCGGGAACAUUCUAGGUUUUCUUUUAUAGAGGCCGUUCUGCCCCCUUCUCUUCCUCUCGUCUUCUUCUGCGUCGCGGCCGCCGAUCGCAUCGCCCACUGCCUGGCCGCCACUACGCCUCCGGUGGAGGAGGUGACAUCGACACCCGAAGCUUACUGGUUGAUAAUUGGUUAUUGAAGAGAGUAGAGUUUAGUUCUGAAAAAAAUGCCGAAAAUAAAGACUAGCCGUGUUAAAUAUCCGGAGGGGUGGGAGCUUAUUGAGCCCACUCUUCGAGAGCUCGAGGCAAAGAUGAGGGAAGCCGAAAAUGAUCCCCAUGAUGGGAAGAGAAAGUGUGAAGCACUUUGGCCUAUUUUUCGAAUUGCUCAUCAAAAGAGCCGUUAUAUAUAUGAUCUUUAUCAUCGGAGGAAGGAAAUUUCGAAGGAACUAUAUGAAUUCUGCCUGGAUCAGGGCUAUGCAGACCGUAAUUUAAUUGCGAAGUGGAAAAAGCCAGGUUACGAGCGCCUCUGCUGCCUGAGGUGCAUGCAGACACGAGAUCACAAUUUCGCAACCACCUGUGUCUGCAGGGUCCCUAAGCACCUGAGGGAAGAAAAAGUGAUAGAAUGCGUCCACUGUGGCUGCAGGGGCUGCGCAAGCGGAGAUUAAGUCCUAUUCACAUCUUAAGGCGAUAAAUAAUGUGUGGUAUGUGCUGACAGACUUAAUGGAGAUUUCAUGUAAGCUUUUGUAUGUGGAUUCCUCCCCGUGAAGGCUGAAAACAUUUAUCUUGUCAUCUAUCGUGUAACAUUGCCUUUGUGUCGCUAAUAUGUGGUCAAAUCCAACUUGGUGUCCGAUAAUUUGGCUUA
Musa acuminata subsp. malaccensis (wild Malaysian banana) is the source of this 886-nucleotide messenger RNA. RefSeq names its product protein BUD31 homolog 2. NCBI's taxonomy places the organism in Eukaryota, Viridiplantae, Streptophyta, Magnoliopsida, Zingiberales, Musaceae. Gene Ontology annotation, cellular component: spliceosomal complex; nucleus. The record is from RefSeq and is a predicted model, not a curated record. Gene Ontology annotation, biological process: mRNA splicing, via spliceosome.